Anoplophora glabripennis (Asian longhorned beetle) is the source of this 855-nucleotide messenger RNA. RefSeq names its product protein LSM12 homolog. NCBI's taxonomy places the organism in Eukaryota, Metazoa, Arthropoda, Insecta, Coleoptera, Cerambycidae. The transcript has 5 exons. The record is from RefSeq and is a predicted model, not a curated record. Bases 21 to 596 code for a protein of 191 amino acids. Gene Ontology annotation, molecular function: RNA binding.
UGCCAUAUCUGUUUUGCGAGAUGGCUGCCGUUUCAGAUUUUUUUUCUUUAGGUAGUGUUGUUUGGUGUAGAACAUGUUAUAAUAAAGAAGUGGAAGGUGAAGUUCUGGCUUUCGACCCACAAACGAAAAUAUUAAUUUUGAAAUGUUUAUCGUCAAGUGGAGAUCCAAAGCUAAACGAUGUCCAUUUUAUAAAUUUAUCGUUGGUUAGUGAGCUCAAGGUGAAGAAAGAAGUGACCACUAUCCCCGAAGCACCACAGUCUCUUAACCUUCAAAGACUAAACACUAGAGUGAGAAAUCAAGUAGAUGAAAAGAAGAGAAUGUUACAGGCAAUAUCGGCAAACGUCAGUUCCGAGGGCCAAAGUUUGUUUAUAGCAAUAGCCAAAACGAUAAAUGAGGUUAGGUGGAGAAAUUCCGAAAUCGUAAUUUGGAAUCAUGAGGUUAUAAUAAGCCCACCAUACCAAUUGGAAAAUAUACAAGGCAACACUACCAGUAAAGAAUACGGUUAUAUAAGGAAAGUGGUGGAGAAACACAUGAAAGAUUUAGGGUUAAAUUCCCAGAACUCUCCGGUCUGUCAGAAUAGUUCAUCGUCGCAAUAAGAAUCAUAGAUAAUUUCUAUAUCUAAUGCAUAUACCUCUCGUGCAGUUUUGGUUCGGAACUAAAAUAUUUUUUUAUUUGCAUAUCAACUAGCGCAUUCGGAUGUGUAAAAUUCAUCAUACAAUCUCAGAACUGUGGAUCGUUUUAGUUCAAAUUUGAUUCUUUAUUAAGUUAUAUUGGAGAAUUGUUUAAAAAUACCUAUAAUAGUAGCCAAUAUGAUAUCCAUCUAUUUAUUUUAUAUUAAUAAAAAUUUAAAUUACA